Molecule: messenger RNA, 898 nt
Organism: Ficedula albicollis (Collared flycatcher)
Lineage: Eukaryota; Metazoa; Chordata; Aves; Passeriformes; Muscicapidae
Gene: SPC25
Product: SPC25, NDC80 kinetochore complex component
Exons: 7
Coding region: 192-896 (234 amino acids)
Biological process (GO): chromosome segregation
Cellular component (GO): Ndc80 complex
Source: RefSeq, a predicted model, not a curated record
GCGGGCCCGGGUUCAGCGCAGCGCGGGGGCGGCGGGACCCCGGCGGCGGCCGCGGGGCCUCCCCUGGCGCGGUAGCCGAGCGCUGGGAGAGUUGCGAGGGAAACGCGGCUCCCGCUGAGCCAAUAGUAGCAACAAAAACAACUUGCGCGAAGAGGUUUGAACGACAGCGCGGGGCGGUUUGGUACAGCACUAUGGGCAAUGCACAGGAGGAAGAUGAAGUAACACUCCUUGAAAGAGAUAUGAAGGAGUUUUGGAUCCAGCUUAAAAUCAGUCAUGGCACUGAACAGAGCAAUCAGACUUCAGCGCUGAGAGAUUUGUACAAGGAGACUGUAGAGGCCCUUUCAGAGAAAUGGUCCAAGAAGCUGAAAGAAGAGGACCUGACCAAAGACAAAAUUCGGGAGUAUAAAAAUGAGAUUCUCCAGCAGAGCAAAUAUGUAGCAGAAAAGGAAGAGCAGUUGACAGAAAUAAAAUCAAAGCUAAAUCAAGAAGAAGAGCAGCAGCAGAACUUGACUGACAUCAUCCAAGGGCUUAAAGAAGAGUUGAGGAAGAAAAUGGAAAUAAAAUCUUCUAAAAAUAAAGCUGCCAAGGAGAAAGUGGAACAAGUGAGCAAGAUUACAACAUUGUUUAAAGAGCAUCUUGGAUUGGAGAUGCGUAGAAUACACGACGAGCAAUUACAGUUUAUAUUCAGACACAUUGACCACAAAGAUCCUGACAAGCCAUACAUAUGUACACUUCACAUAAAUGAACAAGGGGACUAUGAAGUGACUUCCUGUACUCCUCCUCUGGACUGUAUUGCAGAGUUACAACUCAAACUGAGAGAAACUAACAAUUUUUCUGCAUUUGUUGCCAACAUCAGAAAAGCUUUCACUGCUUUAUCAUAUAAACAGUCUGCAUGAAA